This is a messenger RNA of Musa acuminata subsp. malaccensis (wild Malaysian banana), 647 nucleotides long. Lineage: Eukaryota; Viridiplantae; Streptophyta; Magnoliopsida; Zingiberales; Musaceae. The record is from RefSeq and is a predicted model, not a curated record.
UCUCUCUCUCCCUCUCUCUCUCUGAGAACACAAUUCAAGCAAGCAUGACGCCGAGCAACGGGCAGCUAGCAGUGCCUCCGGGCUUCCGGUUUCACCAUACAGAUGAAGAGCUGCUGUAUUAUUACCUGAGGAAGAAAGUAGCCUAUGAAGCCAUUGAUCUUGAUGUUAUAAGAGAGGUCGACGUCAACAAACUUGAGCCAUGGGACAUCGAAGAGAAGUGCAGAAUUGGGUGUGGGCCUCAAAACGUGUUGUUCUUCUUUAGCCACAAGGAUAGCAAGUACCCAACCGGAACUCGAACCAACCGAGCAACAACUGCAGGUUUCUGGAAGGGCACAGAGGGGAGGGACAAAGCCAUCCAUCUUAGCAACUCAAGGAGGAUUGGCAUGAGGAAAACCCUACUGUUCUACACCGGGAGAGCCCCUCAUGGCCAGAAGACUGAUUGGAUCAUGCAUGAGUAUCGUCUUGAUGAAAGCUUGGACAUUCAGGAAGAUGGAUGGGCUGUCUGCAGAGUAUUCAAGAAGAAGAACCAUCAAGGAGUCAUCCCACCAGAAGCAAUCCUCGAAGAAGACCAGUUCAAUCCAUCGAAGGCAAGCGGAUGUUCUCCGGUGGAUCACAAGCACAACUUCCAAAAAUCUGAAUGCAUUUAG